UAGAUAGAAAUAGCAUUCUCAACAGAAACAAAGAAAUUAAGACAAAAAAAAAACAGAGAAGACAUUGACCCUUCUUUUUCUUUUAUUUAUUAAGCUUGGCUUGGUGGGAUGUUAAUAAGACGAAUCAAUUAUAUGUUGAUAUGUUUGAACAGACAUUCUACCCACGUUUUCACACUUUGGUGGAUAUAAAGGUUUAGGACUUGUUGUGGAGGUGCCACGUAAUUGUAUUGUCGGUUUGGUUUUAUUUUUUAUUUUUUGAAAUCAAGUUUGGGGUUUUAUGUGAUUUGUUAGGAGAAGCAAUAAUAAUAGUCUGGUCUCACCGAGCUAAUCAUAGCCAUUGUUGGAAUUAGAGAAUAGAGAAUACAGAAGAAGAAGAGAAAAACCGGUCUCACCGAGCUGUGUAGUUUGGGAAUUGGGAUUGGGAGCAAGCAAUAAUGGCGGAAGUGAAGAACAAGCAAGUAUUGCUCAAGGACUAUGUGAGAGGUUUUCCCAAGGAAUCAGACAUGGCCAUCACUUCUUCCACUCUCAAAUUGAAGCUGCCCCAAUCCUCCAAAGGAGUCCUCCUUAAGAAUCUCUACUUGUCAUGCGAUCCCUAUAUGCGAGGCCGAAUGAGCCAACGUGAAUCUUAUGUUGAUUCUUUCAACCCUGGUUCACCCAUCACUGGGUAUGGUGUGUGUAAAGUGUUGGAAUCUGGGGAUCCUAAUUUCAACGAAGGAGACUUCCUUUGGGGGAUGACCGGUUGGGAAGAGUACACCAUCCUCAACUCAACCCAAGGCCUUUUCAAAAUCCAACAUACCACUGAUAUUCCUCUCUCUUACUAUACUGGAAUUCUUGGUAUGCCUGGAAUGACUGCCUACGUUGGUCUGUACGAGCUUUGUAGUCCUAAGAAAGGGGAGUAUGUGUAUGUGUCAGCUGCAUCUGGUGCAGUAGGUCAGCUUGUUGGCCAGUUUGCAAAACUCUUGGGUUGCUAUGUUGUCGGGAGUGCAGGAACCAAAGAAAAGGUGGAUUUGCUUAAGAACAAGUUCGGAUUUGAUGAAGCUUUCAACUAUAAAGAAGAGCCCGAUUUGGAUGCAGCUCUCAAAAGGUAUUUCCCUCAAGGCAUAGACAUUUACUUUGAAAACGUUGGGGGAAAGAUGCUGGACGCUGUGCUGCUGAACCUGAGAGUCCAUGCUCGAAUAGCAGCAUGUGGAAUGAUCUCGCAGUACAACCUUGAGCAUCCAGAAGGGGUACAUAACUUGAUGCAGCUGAUUGUGAAGCGAGCUAAGAUUACAGGUUUCGUGGUGGGUGAGUACUAUCACCUCUACCAGAAGUUUCUUGACAUGGUUGUUCCUGGCAUCAAAGAAGGAAAGAUAGUGUACCUCGAAGACAUAGCUGAAGGCCUUGAUAGCGCCCCUGAAGCUCUGGUGGGACUCUUCUCCGGCCGCAAUGUGGGAAAGCAAGUUGUCACCAUUUCUCAUGAUUAAAAUGCAUCAUAAAUUCUCAUCUUUACUUUGGUUGGUUAAACUCUAAUAAUAGCAUUCAUGAUAAAACCCAUUCACGUUGCAGUCUAGUAAUGUGAAAGAGUUUCAAAUAUUUAGAAAUCAGUCCCCAUACUUUCCAUUCUAUGAGUUUAACUUUUGUAUGAAAAAGCGUUGUGUGGGAGUGGUAUAUGUAUUGCUUAUUCUGCACUGCAUGAUUUAAACUUUUCUUGUGUCAAACAUGUAACAAGAAGAUGAUUGACUUGUUCUCUUUUCAA
Cannabis sativa is the source of this 1735-nucleotide messenger RNA. RefSeq names its product 2-alkenal reductase (NADP(+)-dependent). The coding region runs from base 435 to 1463 and encodes 342 amino acids. The record is from RefSeq and is a predicted model, not a curated record. Gene Ontology annotation, molecular function: 2-alkenal reductase [NAD(P)H] activity. Lineage: Eukaryota; Viridiplantae; Streptophyta; Magnoliopsida; Rosales; Cannabaceae. The transcript has 5 exons.